GUUUGUGUAAUGAGACAUGUACAACUAAUGGCGUCACAACCCCUGAAGGAUGUAGAUUUAUUAUUCUGAUACUGAAGUCUGAAGAUACAUAUGUCACCAGAGUAUUGGGAUCAGCCUGAAGUUUUCAAUCCAAAACGGUUUAGUUUAGAAGGCAAGGAGGGUAGGAAUCCUCAGGCUUACAUUCCUUUUGGUUCAGGACCAAGGAGUUGUAUUGGAAUGAGGUUUGCACUAAUGGAGGCUAAGGCUUGCUUAGUGAGUAUAUUGAGGAAGUAUAGGUUUGAAAGAUCACCUGAUACUCAGGUACUGUUGAAAAUGGUAGUAGCUGCUUUGCAAUAUCCAAAAGAUGGUAUUUAUCUUAAAAUUGCAAAAGUUUGAAUGAACAUACGACUGAUUCAGUCUCCUAGUAGUUGACUUAUUUCUUUACACUGACUAUACAAGUUUGAUUGUCAAUUUAUUACUUUUUACUGUGUCUGAUAUUUUACUUUAUCCAUUAAUUUUUGCUGCAUAA
Molecule: messenger RNA, 508 nt
Organism: Amphimedon queenslandica
Lineage: Eukaryota; Metazoa; Porifera; Demospongiae; Haplosclerida; Niphatidae
Product: cytochrome P450 3A19-like
Exons: 3
Coding region: 91-375 (94 amino acids)
Molecular function (GO): heme binding; iron ion binding; steroid hydroxylase activity
Source: RefSeq, a predicted model, not a curated record